AUGGUGGCGAGACUUCGUCUCGGCAGGUUCAACCAUGCCACAAAGGUGUUCGAAGUUAGGGCGUACCCCAGAGGCGACGCGCAUUGUUCUCGCCCGGACAAUGUGGCAAAUAUGCGAGGACUACCGGCUAGAGGACGUAGCCGGCCAAAGAAGCUAGUCCGCCAUCGCCAACAACAGCCAGUGCGUUUGGCAACACUUAACGUUGGGACGCUUACUGGAAGAAGUCGUGAACUGGCAGAUAGUCUCAGAAAACGCCGUGUUGGCAUAUGUUGUGUACAAGAGACUCGCUGGAAAGGCUCCAAAUCAAGGGAAUUAGGCGAUGGCUACAAGCUCAUCUUCCACGGCACAUCAAGUCGCGAUGGCAUUGGUGUCACAUUGAACGAGACGUUUUGA
Necator americanus (New World hookworm) is the source of this 393-nucleotide messenger RNA. RefSeq lists its product as uncharacterized. The transcript is spliced from 2 exons. Gene Ontology annotation, biological process: DNA repair. The coding region runs from base 1 to 393 and encodes 130 amino acids. The record is from RefSeq and is a predicted model, not a curated record. Gene Ontology annotation, molecular function: double-stranded DNA 3'-5' DNA exonuclease activity. Lineage: Eukaryota; Metazoa; Nematoda; Chromadorea; Rhabditida; Ancylostomatidae.